Messenger RNA from Manihot esculenta (cassava), 1148 nucleotides. RefSeq names its product protein SHI RELATED SEQUENCE 1. Gene Ontology annotation, biological process: positive regulation of DNA-templated transcription. Gene Ontology annotation, cellular component: nucleus. The record is from RefSeq and is a predicted model, not a curated record. NCBI's taxonomy places the organism in Eukaryota, Viridiplantae, Streptophyta, Magnoliopsida, Malpighiales, Euphorbiaceae. Gene Ontology annotation, molecular function: DNA binding; DNA-binding transcription factor activity. The transcript is spliced from 2 exons. The coding region runs from base 328 to 969 and encodes 213 amino acids.
UUGAUGAUGUCCUUUAACUGUUGAAAGACUCUGAAUGUGGGAAGCAUUUGGAAAAUGAACUCAUGCUUGCUUCAAUGGCGGCUAUUACAGUUGUGUACUGUUAACUAUUUGUGACGAAAAGAAGAGUCUUUAGCUACUACCCAGAACCAGAGAACAUAGACCAAGCCAUCGCCAACCAAAAACCACAACAAGAAACCAACAGUAGCCUAUCUCCUGAAGAAGCCCUGGGCUAGCUGGGUCGCUGGCUACUGUAACAACAGUGAGAAAUUUAGGAGAGGAAUGAUUUACGAGGAGGGAAAAGUGUUGGGUUGAUGAUGAUGAGUAAUAAUGAUGAUGAGAGAAGGUGGUUUAUUAUGCGGCUCAAGAUGUCAAGACUGUGGAAACCAAGCCAAGAAAGAGUGUAUUUACAUGAGAUGCAGGACUUGUUGUAAAAGCAAAGGAUUUCAGUGUGAAACACACGUCAGGAGCACCUGGAUUCCUGCUUACAGAAGGCGCCGAAGGCCUCAAAGUCUUUCUUCUUCUUGUGCUACAGCUGCUGCUGCUGUUCUUGCUAUGCAACAACAGCACUCUUCAGAUCAACACAACCCUAAAAGGCUUAGAGAAAAUCCCUUAACAGCAGGUUUAGAAGUGGGGAAUUUUCCUGCUCAAGUGAACUCCAUAGCUACAUUUCGUUGUUUUCGUGUGAGUUCCGCUGAUAAAGCAGAAGAUCAGUUUGUAUAUCAGACGAGUGUGAAUAUAGGAGGCCAUAUUUUCAAGGGCAUUCUUUAUGAUCAAGGCCCUGAAGAGAGCUCCUCCGGCCACCUGCAAGACCCUAAUCUCACAAAUGCCGGUGGUGCCCUAUCCACUGCUACUGCUGCUUUAGCUUCAACCUCUUCAUCAGUUGCUGCAGAUUCGCUUGCUGCUUCGUACACGUUUCCCCUUAAUGCCUUCAUUUCCGGUACGCAACUUUUCCUCCACCCAAAAUCUUAGGGCUUGUUUGGUUUCAUCACCAGGAUGCUAAUCUGUAUUUUUAGUGACGGAUCUGUGCCAUGCUAAAGAUCUGUUUUUUCUUUAAGGGGAUCCCCUUCAUCACCUUUGUUAUAUAUGUGUCUACAUUAUUAUUAUUAUUAUUAUUAUUACUAUUAUUGGUGGUCUGAAUUGGAAGUGAA